GCGAGCAGUACUCUACGAGCUGCGUUCAAAGUGAAACUCCACGUUGUUCGUGCGCGACGAUUUCGCACCGAUCUCGUAAAACAAAUGAAUGACAACGGACUUGAGCGAACCGUUCGCGAAGCUGGCUUCGGCUGAUAGUAUUUUGUUUGGAAAGUGCUCGCACAUGUUUUUAGAAUCCUAGCGAAAAAUAUCUAAACUGUGAGUUAUUAUGAAGUUGUGUACGAAUCUUUCGACGAUCUGUGAUAGCUAAUAAAUAAGUGACAGUUACUUUUUUCUGUAUUGUGAUAUUUGUUGCUGUUAAUAUGAUGCCGCCUGCCAAGAAAAACGGCAAAAAACGGGUCAAGAAAACAAACGUGAAACGAUGUUACUGCCAAGGCCACUGUCCUGACAAUCAGUACAAUGGGACUUGCGAAAUUCGAACUGGGGGCGUAUGCUUUACGUCUGUCGAAGCCAUCUACGAUGACAGUCAGGACAAGGAUAUUCCUCUAUAUACUUAUGGAUGUCUCCCCGAUGACGAACGGGGACUUAUGCAGUGCAAAGGCCACCUCGUACCCCACGAACAGAGCAAGUCCAUCCAGUGUUGCAACGACAAAGACUUCUGCAACCUGUCGCUGCUUCCUACCUAUCCAGAGCGACCGACGCCAGAAACUCCCGGUUUCGGUACCCCUGACAACCUGCCAUUCACCGUCCUCCUUACCACUAUCACCUUCUGCCUUACUCUAGUUCUUCUGAUCGUCGCCAUAGUGUUCAUGAAGAACAGGAGGAAAGAUGUGCAGAGGAAGUUCGGAUUGUAUGGCAAAGGAUAUACCGGCGAGAAAUACCCCCAAAUGGAAGUCCAUGGUCCUUUGGUAAGCUUAAUGGAACAAUCCAGCGGAUCUGGUUCUGGUCUUCCGAUCCUAGUACAAAGAACAAUUUCGAAGCAGAUCCAAAUGGUUCAUUCGGUGGGUAAAGGACGAUAUGGUGAAGUUUGGUUGGCGAAAUGGAGAGGCACCAAGGUGGCAGUCAAAGUAUUUUUCACUACAGAGGAACAGAGUUGGUUCAGAGAAACUGAGAUAUACCAGACUGUUUUGAUGAGGCAUGAGAAUAUACUGGGAUUUAUAGCUGCCGAUAUAAAAGGUACCGGAAGUUGGACCCAAAUGUUGCUGAUAACGGACUACCACGAAUGUGGUAGUCUUUAUGAUUAUCUUCAGGACAACUGUUUGGAUCCAUUGAGGCUCCUGCUUAUGGCUCAAAGUAUAGCAUCUGGACUUUCGCACCUCCACAUCGAAAUAUAUGGCACCAAAGGAAAACCGGCUAUAGCUCACCGAGACAUCAAGAGCAAGAAUAUUUUAGUGAAGCGGAAUGGGGAAUGCUGCAUAGCAGACUUUGGACUUGCUGUGAAGUAUUUGUCCGAAACUAAGGAGAUAGACGUCCCUCCAAACGUAAGAUCUGGAACCAGGAGGUAUAUGGCACCAGAACUUCUGGAUAAAUCAAUGAAUGUCCACAACUUUGAAGCACAUAAGAUGGGCGACAUGUACGCAUUUGCAUUGGUCAUGUGGGAGUUGGGCAGGAGGUGUGUCACUGGUGACAAACUCAAGGGAGCAGAUGAGUAUGCAGUGCCAUAUUAUGACUGUGUUCCAUCUGAUCCAUCUUUCGAAGACAUGCUACAAGUGGUAUGUGUGAAAAAGAUUCGCCCCCAGAUACCCUUGAGGUGGGAGGGCGAAGAAGUGUUACAGACUUUAGCCAAAGUGAUGCAAGAAUGUUGGCACUCUAAUCCCGACGUUCGAUUAACGGCCCUAAGAGUGAAAAAGACACUCGCGAAGUUAGAUACGGACACAAGUAUAAAGAUUGUGUAGUGGUCUUUAAUUUUGUGACUUUAUUUUAUAUAUAAUUGGGGAUGGUGUCAGAAUUACAGAGCUUUGAGCUCAACCAAAUUAAUAACAUGUACUAAACAUACCUUUUUUUAAUUUCUAAAUUGUAUAUUGAAUUGUAUAUUGCGUUUUAUAAUUAUUUUCGAAAAUUUUCGUUUUUUAUCGUAAUACUGGUACCUUCCCCAGCAAAGACUAGAGAUCUAAAAUCUCUGAGCGAAUUUCCGCAUCUGUCACAAGCUUUAAACUCAAAACUCACAGAUCCAGAUGCGGAAAUCGCAGUUUUUACUAUAUGUUGAAAGAAAAAUUGUAUAUAGAUGACGACUAUGUUGUAAAUAUUUGUUUAUUAGUUAAAAUUUCACUAUUAUAUAGUAUGUAAAGUCGAAAAAGUACCUAUAUAUACAUUCACAAGAGUCCAGUUGACCUAAAUGAAAACCAAAUUGUAGAUAUUAGACGAAGGCACAGUAACUCAAGGAUAUUAUUUUGCCAUAAAUUUUUGGUUAACUGAUUAUAAUGGUUUCACUGAUAUUAAGGUAAAACAAACUACAGUAGGAAAAAUGAAAGAAUACCCAUGAACGGACAUAUAAAACACGCUGUAUUUUCCUAUCACUGCGUCACACAAAAAAUUGGCCAGCGCAAGUACAUGUAAUAAUUAUUGUUACAUGCACUUGCACUGGACAAUUUUCUUUGUGACACGGUGACAGGAAAAUAUAGCGUGUUUUAUAUGUUCGUUCAUGGGUAUUCUUUCAUUUUUCCGACUGUAAAUAUAUAUGUUAUUUCCCUGGAAGAUAAAAAACAGUUACAUAUUUAAGAACACAUAACAAUCCGCUUGUUUUCCAUGGCAUUUUAUGUAUUAUGCAUUAUUGUGAGUCUUACCACAGUUUAUACAAUGUUUUAUACAGGGUGUCCUCGAAAAUAGUGCGUUCCUUUAAGGUAUGGAUAUAAUACACAAUUUAGAACAAAAAAAGUCCUAUAACAUUUUUUUCUAAAGUUAACCGUUUACAAGACAUGGCAACAUAGCCUAGAAGAACUUGCUGUGACUGUGGAAAUGUAAUCUAAUGUAAUAACCCUUUGUUUAUUUACUUUGAGGUGUGAUUUUUGGUGUUGACAUCCUAGGUACAUACCAGCAAAAUAAUAGAUAUAGGUUUGGUUGAUAUUUACAUUAUUUUACCUACCAGAUGCAACUGACAACUGACCUACAAACCUACUUUUUUAAUCUUUAGAUUUUUGAGUUGCUCGUUGUUGCCAGACUUCAGUUUGCAUAUCAAAAUGUAUUUUCGUUUUUUGGUCAAACGGAUCAAUUUAGAAAAAAUGGUAUAAUACUUUUUUGGUCUACAUUGUGCCUUCUACCUAUACCUUUAACUAUUUUCGAGGACACCCUGUAUACUCUUUGAGACUUUCAAUCUCACUUUCAUCUAAGUCUAAUGUGAUAUUUUGAUUUAUCAUCAACUUUGUUUUAUUUAAUUUUUACCCCAAUUUUGCGAAAUCUCUCUUGUUCAACCAGCUGGUAACUAUCAAACUUAGUGGGUAGGCUGUUGUUAAUUAUUUUGGUAAACAAUUUGUACGGAUGUGGUACAUAAUAGGGAAGGUUAAAAAUAUUCAAUGCAAAACAAGUAUAAAACUCGAAACAGAAACAACUGUUUUUUUUUGUUUUAUAUAAAUUUUGUCGCCAAAAAAUUGUUAUAAUAAAAUUAGGACAAUAGGAAACAUUUUUAUCAAUCUUUAAAACCAAUUUUGAGUUUAAGCUAUACAACUCAUCAUACCCAGAGGGUAAAAAUACAGCUAUACUAUGUAUACUAUCCAGCUGUAAUAAUUUUCAGUAGAAUUUGCACUUAACCAUCAACAAGGCUAUUAUAUUGGUUAACCAAAUCGUAUAAUAUGUUGGCAUUUUGUGAUAUAGUAUUGUGCAAACCCUUUGAAACAAAAAAAGUUAACGGUUUAUCAGGAAUAUUUUGACGUAGCAGAUAAAACUAGUUUUAACCACGUUUAUGAUACAUUACUUUGUUAAAUAGUACAUGUCUCGUGGGUGUUCGGGAACGAUUAACUUAAAUUAAAAUAAGUGUAAAAACAACAACUUGUCAAUAAUAUAUUUAUUUGUGUCGGUAAAAUAGCGUGAAUAUUUCUCGAAAGAGGGUUUGCUAUUCUUUAUGAGUGUGUUGGUGUGACCGCAUCGGGUGCCCGCUGUGACUAUACUGAAAAAAACCACAAACGCUAAUAUGUUUGUGUUUCUACCAUCUGGCCAGAAAGGCGAUAAAUUAUUUAGAUUUGGCGUUUAAAAGUUGAAGCAUUUCUGCAGUUUUAAGAAACGUCUUCGAAUGCAUUUCCAAAGUGAGUUAUUGACAUAAGGUUUGAAUAGGUAAUUAAUUUAUGGGGAAUUCAGUUUGUUAAACUGAACACACCAAAAACAUCUGAUUAGGUAUACAUUUCGUUUCGUAAAACUUAACGGGUCCUUCUUAGCAUCUGGUUUGUAUAUUAAAUGUGAAUUUUAUAUGACACACAUUAUUUCGUUUUGAGAAAAGAAAGUUAAUAUUUAAAAUUAGCAGUUAAAAAAAUAAUAAAUGAAGGGUGUCGCUAUAUACAUCUUGCCAAAAGUUUAUCCAACACAAUUCAUAAAUUGUCUUAAGAUUUUUUGGAUUAACCCGGCAGGUAGAUUGUUUGGAUUAGCUUACAACUAGUACUUUAGCUUACUUGCAAUAUUAGUAGUUGUAUCUGGACACUUUCUCUAAAACUUUUCCUUUAACAGAUUUUUGUUUUUUUUGUGUUCAGCGCGAUUCUAUACCUCUCGCAGUACUGCGUAGUGCAAUCAACCAAAAUUUGCUGUCCUCAAGGAAUAUUAUAUCGUCUCCAUAUGUGAGAUUACUCAUUAGUGUUCCGUUUAUUAGUAUGCCUUCAUUGAUGUCUUCUAGGACCUAUUUAAACAGCUCUUCUGAGCGCAUAUUAAAACGUAGAGGGGAUAGUACACAUCAUUGUCAUGGUAUCUCUUUAGAUUUUUGUUGGUCUACUCGUAUUAUGACUUUCUGAUAUCAGUAGAAAUUUGUAAUGAUUCUCACAUCCUGACCAUCUAUUUAUUUCUAUAUUCCGUAAUAUGUUUGCAAGCCUUAUUAUGUGUUGUAUUUUGUCGAAGGCUUUCUCAAAGUCAACUAGACAUUUGAACAUGUCACAAUUGACAUCACUACAUCGUUCUGUUUGUUUGUAUAGUAAAUAAUGCCUCUCUAGUUCCAAAGCCUUUUCUAAAUACCAGUUGGGUUCCUGUUUAUACUAUCGUCUAGUUGUGUGUAGUCACGUUCCUGAUGUACCAAUCACAAGAAGACUUUUAAAAGAUGGUUCAUCAAGCUGACCAUCCUAUGGGCUCCGUGCGUGGGGAUACACGAAACUAUGCCAGCGCCCGAAGCGGCGAAAUAUGACAACUUUGGCGAAUAAUGAUUGAGUAAUAAAUCAUACAGAAAUAAAAACUUCGUUUGUACAAUGGUAUAGAAAAAGUUUAUUAAAAACCAAAAAGUCAUCCAGAAGGAUUCGAAAAACGUUUUCGAUCUAGAUCAGAUCAUCUUCAGUGCCUAAAAUGAAGUAUUUCCACGUUAGAAUGAAUGCAAAAGGUUAAAAUUGUGACUAAUUGAAGAAAAAAAUGUGGUAAUACUUACGUUCUGCUUAGUACAUGAAACUAGAAACCUUAUUAAAUUGGUAACAUCUAGAAAUAUGGUUUACAUGAUAUUUGUAGCGACUCCAUAUCAUAUAAGUGUCAUGUAAACCAUAUUUCUAGAUGUUACCAAUUUCAUAAGGUUGCUAGUUUCAUGUACUAAGCAGAACUUAAGUAUUACCACAUUUUUUCUUCAACUAGUCACAAUUUUAACCUUUUGCAUUCAUUCUAACGUGAAAAUACUUGUUCUAGACACUGAAGAUGAUCUGAUCUAGAUCGAAAACGUUUUGCGAAUCCUUUUGGAUGACUUUUAAUGGUUUUUAAUAAACUUUUUUUAUACCAUUGUACAAUCGGAAGUUUUAACUUCUGUAUGAUUUUUUAAUUAUGGUAUACAGCCAGUUACUGGGAUUUUCCCAUUGAUUUUUGAUUGAAUAAUAAUUUUUUUCAAUAGAUAUUUCGCUUACCUUAUUAUUGCCGUUUUGAUUUAUAUUAUUUAUUUUUAUAUUCUCAUAUUGACUUUCUUUCCUUCCCUGAUCUGGUGGUAUAUUCCUAUCGUCAUCUAUUUCCAUUUUGUGUUACAGACAAAUAAAAUUAAUUGUUCAAUAGACCCAGCUGAUGUUAAAAUCUGGUAAUAAUAAUUCACACUGCCUAAUUUCUUUCGAUGUACACUUGAUUAAUGUUAACACCGACAACUAAACUUCAACGAAAAAGUGAAGAAAAACCCUUCAAAGCACAAAAAAAGGUUAAAUAUAAAUAAUUUGCACAAUACUGUAUUUGCAACAUAUAUUUGAAGUACCUGUUAGAGAACAGUCGAUUUUUUUAUUGUAUUACUAACGGGUGUUUAAAAUAUUUCAAUUUCUGAUUUUUAUAAAGUGUGUUUAUUAGACAAAAAUGAGUGUAUACCUUUAAAUAUGUACAAAGUAAAUAAGUAUUUAUUCCUAGUUGCCAUAUUUAUUGGGUGCGCCGAAAUUCCUUGGAAUUUGGCGUAUUCUGUAUAGUUAAUCGUUAAGCUAUUCCUAUACGUGUGCCAUUUAUCAAUUUUUGAGUUACUGUGCAAAAUCAGCUGGUGGUAUCUGCGACAAUCGAACCGUUGUAUACUUUUCCGUACACUCGUUAUCAAAAAGCACCAAUUUUUUGUAUUAUUUCGGAAAAUUUUUCUAAAAGGUGUGUACUGACGAGAGAAUUUUCUUCCGAAUAUACCAAACUAGCCUGGCGAGCACAAAUAAGCAAAUGGUCAAGUUAUUCAAAGUGUUAGUUCUUCUCGCUGCAUUCCCAUGUUCUGCUCAUUCGUAUUUUAUUUCAGUAUUCGUCCGGCCACGGUAGCAGAGAAUCUGGUAAUAGCUGCCGGAGCUAUUUUUCUUAUUCAAUUUAUUACAAAUAAAACGAAAUUAAGAAAAAAACAUUAAAAAUACAUUGGAUAAGGAGGUUGUUUUUAAGUCAUAACAAAGCAACUCUAUACUUAAUUUCGGUUCAUCUCUAUUUAAAAGAAAUGCCAUAGGGAAAAAGCAAACCAUUUAGAUACAUACAGUGAGCACGUAAAGGUUGGAAUAAAUUCCUUUUCUCGAGAAUGGACGAUUUUCGAAAAAUAUCCCGAAACUGGUCAAUUUUUAUUUUUAAAUUGCGACUUUUUGGCAUAUGUAUCAUACUAGUGACGUCACCGAUCUGGGUGUGAUGACGUCAUCUAUAUUUUUUAAAUGAGAAUAGGGGUCGUUUGAUAGCUCAUUUGAAAGGUUUUUCAAUUUUCUAUUCAGUAAUAUAAACAUUUACAUAACUAUUUACACCGGGUGUCCAAAAAAAAUUUUUUUGAACUAAAUUUAUUGACAUAAAAAUAAGAAUGCAUGUAAUUUAUUUAGUUCAAAAUACUUGUACUGCUCUUAGAAAAUAGAAAAAAAAGUUGAUUUGAAAAAUAGCCAUUGCUUUUCGCUUAAAUUAAAUGUUCAAACUGCCAAGGGGAAGGUGGGUGGCGGCUUUAAUAUUGAAUUUAAUCAAAAAAACAAUAUUUAUUUGUCAAAUAAACAUUAUUUCCUGUUUUCUGAUAGCAGUAAAAUGUAUUUUGAGUUAAAUAAAUUACACAGAGUCUGCAUUAUAUGUCAAUAAAUUUAAUUAAAAAUUUUUUUUUGGACACUUCGUAUAAAUAAUUAUGUUAAUGUUUAUAUUACUGAAUAGAGAAUUGAAAAACCUUUCAAAUGAGCUAGCACACGACCCCUAUUUUCAUUUAAAAAAAUAUAGAUGACGUCAUCACACCCAGAUCGGUGACGUCACUAGUAUGAUACAUAUGCCAAAAAGUCACAAUUUAAAAAUAAAAAUUGACCAGUUUCGGGAUAUUUUUCAAAAAUCGUCCAUUCUCGAGAAAAUAAAUUUAUUCCAACCUUUACGUGCUCACUGUAUUGUUAUGAUCUGUUGUCUCUUACUUUUAUAUUAAUUAGUAUUUAUUUAAUUAAUUAUUGAAUUGACGCAAAUCAUACAAAAUAAAUUAAUAAAAAAAUCUCAGGGUACCUUUUUGUCAUAAAAAAAUAACUAAAUUAUCUUAGGUUAUACUUAUCCUUUCUCGUGGCUUCAGUAUCUCUUAGUUGAUUCUUAUCGGGAUAAAAUAGGAAAAGGAAAUAAAUAGAAAACCAUAAAUAAGCACAUACAAAUACCUUUAUUAUCAAAAGCAAUGCUCUGAAAAUCUAUCAAUUAAAUCCUGUGGGCAUAAUUGUCCAAAUGAAACAUUUUCCAUAUAAUUAAUCUAAUUCAAACAAAUAUUUAUCGCUUUGUUCCUGAUACCAUUAUUAAAAUAAGCUAAACAACAAAUUUAGGUAUUUGCAAAACUACUUAUACUUCCUAUUAAAUUUUUGAAAUAUUGGAAUCUUAAUUCAUAUGCUUUUACGCAAAAAUUUUAACUUCUGAUUAUAAAGAACAUCUAUCACAUAAGUUAUUGACUGACCUUUUUGAUUCACACACAAUGAUGUCUCCCCUUGACCCAAACAGCUCUUCCUUGUUGAUUAUGUUAGGCUACCAAUCAAAGCCCUCUCCGUUCUCAGCAUCAAUCCAGCAGCAUACCAGCAACUAUUUCUCCAAAACACAAGCCAGGCCUCUUUUGACCAGUACUCGUUCAAUAAACUCCAAAACUCUCUCCUCUCUUUCUCUCAAUAAUAAUCUCCUGAGACCCAAGUAUCUUUUUUUACUUGGUGUCACAAAUAAUUUUAAUAACUAUAGUUCUUGUAACUUACUCUCUUGGACUUUACAGAAUCAAAGAGGUUUUUCUUCUCAAUUUGAUUUGUCUCUCGUUCCACUUUUCAGCUACUCUCUACUAUCAAACAACCACUAGUACUUGCUUCUGAAACUAUCCGCGAAAACUUUCGACUGCCCUUCUCGGAUGCCGGCCACACAAUAAUCUUUCUUUUCCAAACUGUCUCAACAUUCAAACUUCUCUUUCCCCCUUCCAAAUUGCCAAGCCAAUAAGAAACAUUUCUCUUUCCACAUUCCUCUUUUUCAUUCGAAAAACCCAGGCAUUCUUUCAAACAAUACUUCUACUCAAACUAAUCACUUUUCGGAAAUUAUACAAAUAUUCUUGUGCUUAAACAGACUUAAAAUUCCAAAUCUUUCUACCUUUAUUUUUCUAAAAACUAAUAAUUACAGCUACCUGUGGAUUUUACCUUUCACGUAACAAACAAUCUUUUUAAAUUAUAAUCCUAAAUAAAUUGUCUUUUCACUUCACUUUAUAUACAAAUGUAUUUAAGUCUUCAGGGAAAAACUCAUUAAGGAUAAACCCAUUGCGUAAAACCUACCUUCUGCUAAAUAGUUACAAAUCAAUAUACAGGGUGUAUCAAAUUUAUGUGCCCGCGUUAUAAUUAAAAAAUUAAAAUUUUUACUCUAUCUUUGAUAAAGUGAUACAUAAUAGUAUAUUUCAUUCGUUCCUAAAAAACUAAAGAGUAAUUAUUAUUAGUUUUGGUAAGAAUUUUGAAAAAACUACCUUUUCUUGUACCUGUCGAUUUGCCUGUUUUCUCUUUGGAAAUUGGCUAGCACACUAUCAAUCCUUUUCUUUGCUUCUUCGGAGGUACAUCCUACUUCUUCAACUAUUAAUAUCCAUGCAUCAUUUGUUUUUAUUUUAAGGGCACCCGAAGUCCCAUUUAAUGACAAUGUUAACAUUAUGUCAUAUAGCCAUGUAACCAAAGCACUUAAAGACCCAUUUUUUAUUUCAUUUUGAAACUAGCUGUAUUGUUUAGUCCUGCGUAGAUUUUUGUAAGUUACGAGUGAAAGAAACAUUUAUUUUAAAAAUUUUUAAAAUACCCUUACAAAAAAAACCUAAAGAAGUUUAGAUUUUAUUUUUUAUUUUACUUGUUUUUGUACAUUUUUCAAAAAACUUUACGUGGGACUUUAUAUUAUCCAUCUACAACAUCUGUAAAAAUUUGGGCCUUAUAUCAUCUAAAGAUCCAGAGAUAUUUGACAUCAAAUGUUAAAAACCUAGUAUUCGGGAAAUCGCAAAAACAUAAAACACUCUUAACAGGCUAUAAAGCUACCAGUACACAGUAAGUUGAGGUCAGACAUUCAAAAAACAAAUUGUAACCAUGGAUAUUUUAUACUAUGUAUAAUGUGUUAUAUAUCGUUGAAAAGAAAAGAUUCCAGAGAAUAAUUUUAUAGAAAGAGAAAUCAUAACCCAAAAAACCUUAAAAAUUCAAUUUUCGGGCUUUGGCUGCCCUUAAUAUAAUAUUGCCCAUGUUUUGGAUUUCAUAUCGCAGGAGAGCGUUCAUAUAAAUCAAUUAGUUCUAAACAUUUUUUUUUUCUGUUCCAUUCCAUUUUUUUAAGUGCAGAACUAAUCAAAAUUCUUGUUUGAUUAAACAUUUGCCACGAACACAACAAAUAUGUUGAACGCCCGUGCCCACGGAGCAUCAACGAACAAAUGCUCGCUUUUGAUAUGUCAAUGGUUGCAGUGUGCUCUGCUCAUUCAGUUUGUUCGGAGAAAAAUCCUCCAAGUCAGUACGCACCUUAAAAAGUGCUCAAGUUAAAAUUUUCAAGUGCAAUUGAGAUAGUCUAAGACUUUUUGCAUUAAUUUUGUUGUUUCUAAAUUUUAAACGAAAUGUUAACCCAUGUUUAACUAUUGAAUUUAAGCGUUUCUGGAAAAUGUUAUUGGAAUUUUCAUUUUAUUUCAUUAUUUGUCCGUUUUGUACUUUUCAAGUAGGCCGUGUGACUGUUAGAAUGUGCAUUUAUAUUAUAAUUGUAUAUAAAUUUAUUGUUAUAUGACUAUAUGUGAGCGAAUUUGAAUGUGCAGUAAAUUUAUUAUUAUUGCAAGACUGAUAUUUUGAAUGUUGUGCGUUUUGUGAAGAAAAUAAAAUAAUAUGUCAAAAA
Diabrotica virgifera virgifera (western corn rootworm) is the source of this 10809-nucleotide messenger RNA. RefSeq names its product bone morphogenetic protein receptor type-1B (gene tkv). Gene Ontology annotation, cellular component: signaling receptor complex; plasma membrane. Gene Ontology annotation, molecular function: ATP binding; transforming growth factor beta receptor activity, type I; SMAD binding. The record is from RefSeq and is a predicted model, not a curated record. Lineage: Eukaryota; Metazoa; Arthropoda; Insecta; Coleoptera; Chrysomelidae. The transcript is spliced from 7 exons. The coding region runs from base 303 to 1835 and encodes 510 amino acids. Gene Ontology annotation, biological process: cellular response to growth factor stimulus; protein phosphorylation; dorsal/ventral pattern formation.